Molecule: messenger RNA, 1472 nt
Organism: Capsella rubella
Lineage: Eukaryota; Viridiplantae; Streptophyta; Magnoliopsida; Brassicales; Brassicaceae
Product: protein TIFY 6A
Exons: 5
Coding region: 214-1101 (295 amino acids)
Biological process (GO): regulation of defense response; regulation of jasmonic acid mediated signaling pathway; response to wounding
Cellular component (GO): nucleus
Source: RefSeq, a predicted model, not a curated record
UUAAAAUUCUAAUAUUGGAAAGUCUUUAUUCCGGAACAGGAAGCAGUAGUAGUGGUGAUGGGAAUUUUAUAAAUCGGGCGUACGUGUGUGUGUAAACUUCAACUCACGUACGUUCUUUAAUACUCUCUCUCUCUCUCUGAUCUCGAACUUUUCUUCUUCUCUUCUCCGGCGACUUUUGGUUCUCUCCGACGAAAGCUAAAAACUGUUUUUGCGAUGGAGAGAGAUUUUCUCGGCAUGGCUUCAAAAUUAUCUUCUCGGAUAACUGUGAAAGAGGAAACUAACCAAGAUUUAGCCCCAAGUAGAGGUAUGAUGGAGUGGCCAUUCUCAAGCCAAAACUGUUCUUCUGCUCCUCAGAUUCUUUCUUUUGGGGCAUUUUCUGAUCAAGAUAGGCGUAUUAAGUCAGUCAAUGAUCGUUUGCUUCCUUCUGUUUCCUUCACACCAACAUCAGUUGCAUAUAAAAACCAGAGAACUCACUACAGCCAGCAAGAACAAACAACCAUCACAGCCUCCAUUUGUGAACCAAGAGGAAAAAGCUUUAAAAAUAGUUUCGCAAACCACCAAUAUUUGGGAGGAUCUCAUAUUAUGACACCUCCAGUUUCAGUCUUUCCUGGUCCAUGUCUUACUGUGGAGACAACUGAUGUUAGAUCAUCUUCCAAACGUAUAGGAUCACCAUCUUCUCAGUUAACAAUCUUUUAUGCCGGUGCGGUGUCUGUUUACAAAGACAUAUCUCCUGAAAAGGCCCAUGCAAUCAUGUUGCUAGCCAGAGAUGGACCUCAGGAUAAACCGGUUCCAAUGCCUAGACCUCAAAAACCGGUUCAUCAUCCAUUUGCAGUAGUCACUGAUCAUUCUAAAACCGGAAGUGGAACCACUGGACUUAGAGUAACAAAAACAAUGACGAGCUUAGCAUCCACGCACACUGAUGCCUCCAAUAUGGCUUCACCAGUUGGUUUACGGCAAACACGAAAAGCAUCAUUGGCUCGGUUCUUAGAGAAACGCAAAGAAAGGUAUUAUAAGCUAAAAGAUCAUUCACUUCUUCACAGUAUCAAGUGUAGUCAACAUAACUACUCUGUUUUGUUUUUUGUUUCCUUACAGGGUCAUUAACUUCUCACCUUAUUACGUAGAGAACAAGUCAUCAACAGACAGUAGAACACCGAUGUCUUAAUGCGUAAGCUCUCCUCCAGCUCAUCAGCUGCACUAAGACCAAUUUUAGACCCCUCAUGGUUCUUUUUCCCUGACCAUUUUGAGUAUAUGUGUCCUAUAGACUAUAGUAUAGUUAUAGCUUUUGUAUCUUCAGGUUUUAGUAGCAUGGGCUUGUAAAUGUAAAACCAAGUUAUAAGUUUAAUUUUGGGAACUGUCUGUUUUUGUCUUUACUCUUGUAUAUAUCAUAUGUGCAUAGAAGACUUUUCUAGAUUUUGUUGAAGUCUACUUUGUUUCCACCAGCUGAUGAUAAUAAUAUAUUGAUAUAAUAUGUU